AUGCCAUUUUCUGAGGCAUUGGAGCAAAUUCCCUCCUAUGGCAAGUACAUGAAAGAGCUUUUGAACAAAAAGGACAGGUUGAAAGCACUGCAUGAAGAUGAGGUGAUUCAACUCAAUGGAUGUUGUAGUGCAAUUCUACAACGCUUACCACCUCCAAAGCAUAGAAGUUCCAAGAGUCUUGUCUUGCCGGUUAAACUUGACAACAAUCAAUCCUGUAAUGCACUGAUAGACUCUGGGGCUACUAUCAAUUUAAUGCCUCUUUCCUUGCUGAAAAGGUUGGGAGAUGUGGAAGUAGAGCCUACAGGGAUGACGCUGCAAUUAGCUGAUAAAUCAGUCAAAUUACCUCAAGGAAUUGCAGAGAAUGUGACUGUGAUGGUGGAGCAGCUAAAUUUCCCAAUAGACUUUGUGGUUGUAGAUGUUCCUGAAGACAAAGAGAUCCCAAUCAUUUUAGGGAUGCCAUUCAUUAUCACUGCCAGGAUAGCAUUUGAUGUAGAUACUGGGAUCCAAAAGGUGAGACAAGGUGAAGAUGAGGUACAUUUUACAGUUUUUAGUGAUAAUCAUCACCGACAAAGCAAAGGUAUGGUUUCUUUAAUUAAAAAUGUUGGUUUUGAUUUGGAAAAAUUAUUUGAUGAGCAUGAUCCAUCAUCAUCUUCAACCGAUGCAUCAAAUCACUUGUCUGAGCUUGAAAAUGAAAAAAUUAAACAUUCUGAAAAUAAAAAUUGUGAUUUUGAUGCUAAAGAGGAUGUGAAGGAUGGAUUAGGGAAGAAAGGAAGGAUGAGAAAGAAGAAAAAUUUUCUAAGAUGUGGAAGGUUGUGA
Messenger RNA from Lotus japonicus, 816 nucleotides. RefSeq lists its product as uncharacterized. The record is from RefSeq and is a predicted model, not a curated record. Gene Ontology annotation, molecular function: aspartic-type endopeptidase activity. The coding region runs from base 1 to 816 and encodes 271 amino acids. Gene Ontology annotation, biological process: proteolysis. The transcript has a single exon. Lineage: Eukaryota; Viridiplantae; Streptophyta; Magnoliopsida; Fabales; Fabaceae.